Molecule: messenger RNA, 600 nt
Organism: Penicillium pulvis
Lineage: Eukaryota; Fungi; Ascomycota; Eurotiomycetes; Eurotiales; Aspergillaceae
Product: uracil phosphoribosyltransferase
Exons: 2
Coding region: 1-600 (199 amino acids)
Source: RefSeq, a predicted model, not a curated record
AUGGCGUCAAAUAUCACUCUCAUCGAAAACGCAGAAGCGUCCAAAACCCUCUCCCAACUCCGCGAUCAAUCCAUAAGCUCCGCAGCUGUCCGUCGGCUCGUGAGUGAAUUAACAGCAAACUUGACAAAAUCCGUCAUCACACCCCCAACACCCGAUGAGAGAAUCGCCGUGAUUGUUAUCUUGCGUUCUGGUCUCGCCAUGGCCGACUCCUUCUUGGCUGCCUUCCCCGAAGAUGCGGACACCGUUACAUACCAUCUUGGUCUUUUCCGCGAGAAGGUGUCACUGCGUCCGAUUGAAUACUAUAAUAAGCUUCCAGCAAAGAGCCCAAAAAUUAAGCGGGCUUACAUCCUUGAUCCCCUUGUUGCUACUGGUGGGACUGCGAAGGCUGCAAUUGAUAUCUUGAAGGACUGGGGUGUUGAUCAUAUCACUCUAUUUGCUUUACUUGGAAGCGAAAUCGGUCUGCAGAAGGUUGCGAAUGUAUGGCCGGAAUGUACGGAUGUCUUUGUCGGUGCUAUUGAUAAAGAGCUUGAUGAUAAGGGAUACGUCAAGCCCGGACUUGGAGAUAUUGGGGACCGUCUUUUUGGAACUAGUCUAGGCUAG